GAUGGUAUAUUUGGUGAAGAGUUUAGAAAGAAAGUUAGGGAGAGCGAAGGAAGAGAACCUAUUGUACAUGACCUUGCAAACGAAAGUUUGCAAAAUGUCAUAAAAACUUACUUUGCAGACAAUGAACUGAGAAGGGAUGAAUAUUUAAGAAAACUCAAAUGGACAGUACCAAAUGAAAUGUUAGUAUUGAAAAACAUGUUCCUUGACAAAAUAAAACCAACUACAGAAAUAAAUGACGCAAGACUGAAACAUUGGGUAAAAGCUUUUCCAUUCACAAAAGAUAUUGUUGGUAACAUGGAAAGAAAACCAGAAUGGCUACAAAAACAUAUAUUUGGAAACGAGCUUAUUCCAUAUGGACAAGCUCUGUUUGAAGAGCUUGAACCGGAAACUCAGGAAAGAGUCAUGCAAACAAUACGUGAAGACUCAAAUACAAACUAUGACAAACUCUUUCUAGGAUAUAGGGUACCUGAGAUGGGCGACCAGAGCCCAAAGGCAAAAAGGACAUGGGAAAUUUACAACAUACUAGGUGAACAUGAGGCAAAGAUGCAACAACUUGAAGCAGAGGGCAAGUUACCAAAGAAGAAGAGAAGAGUAGAACAAAGUGAAAGUAGUGAAGAAGUAACUUCAUCUAGUGAAAGUAGUGGCAAUGAAGGAAAAAGAAGAGUUAAAAACUCAGUCAGGAAGAAAGUAAAGCUUGGUCCACAUGGGUUCUAUUAUGACAAAUAA
Messenger RNA from Trichomonas vaginalis G3, 726 nucleotides. Its product is annotated as protein of unknown function, DUF4106 family. NCBI's taxonomy places the organism in Eukaryota, Parabasalia, Trichomonadida, Trichomonadidae. The annotation marks the transcript as partial. The record is from RefSeq and is a predicted model, not a curated record. The transcript has a single exon.